Messenger RNA from Prorocentrum cordatum, 678 nucleotides. Lineage: Eukaryota; Dinophyceae; Prorocentrales; Prorocentraceae. The record is from the annotation of a GenBank genome assembly.
GUGCCGCAGCAGGCCCUGGCCGACGAGGAGGUCGUGGUUCGGCGCGGGGAUGUCGGUCUCGUGCGGCUCGACGACGUCUGGCCCCAUGCAGCGGAGGUGCCGGAGGGCGGGAGCUUCGACCGCUACCUCGCUCGAGCUCGUGGUGGCGACGGACGGGACCCACGCAUCGUUGGCGACGAGAGGGGCCCGGACGGUGGCAGGUUCAUCGACUUCCGCGAUUCGGUCCGGCGGAUGAAGGAGGCGACGAUUCCUGCAGGUUGGCAGCUGCAGGGCAAGAGGGCCGCGAAGGAGGAGCACCACGCGACCUGGCUCCGGCGCAGUGGUGUGGCCGAGCGAAGCGACGUGGCUCGGGAGCACCACAUGAUAUGCGUGGCGCUCCGUAUGAAGCAGCAGUUCGACCAGCCGGACCUGUUCAAUAUUGCGGCUGCGGAGUACCUCAUCCGGCGGCUCAAGCAACUGGAGGCCGCCGCGCGCAAAAACCCUCGGGCCCCAGACUUCGAGGGCCUCGAGCUCAUCCUCGACGCGGCCGUCGACGACACCGGCGGGAUGGUGCUGCCGGAGUUCGACGGCCGGGUGGGCGAUCAGGCGAAUCGGCAAUGGCAGGACGACAGGACGGCCGCGCAGCCAAAGGCGCCCCCGAAGGGGCCCAAGGGCGGCGGGGCCGACGGCAGCAAGUGA